Messenger RNA from Penaeus monodon (black tiger shrimp), 1787 nucleotides. Its product is annotated as cytochrome P450 2L1-like. Lineage: Eukaryota; Metazoa; Arthropoda; Malacostraca; Decapoda; Penaeidae. Gene Ontology annotation, biological process: xenobiotic metabolic process. The transcript has 11 exons. Gene Ontology annotation, cellular component: intracellular membrane-bounded organelle; cytoplasm. Gene Ontology annotation, molecular function: oxidoreductase activity, acting on paired donors, with incorporation or reduction of molecular oxygen, reduced flavin or flavoprotein as one donor, and incorporation of one atom of oxygen; heme binding; iron ion binding. The record is from RefSeq and is a predicted model, not a curated record. Bases 156 to 1625 code for a protein of 489 amino acids.
AAGAAAGAAAAAAAAUUGAGAAAGAUGCUUAGAGUUUUACCAUUAAAGGUACGACAGUUUUGGCAGUGUCCGUGCAAGAUACCAGCUCAACUUGCCUGCAGUUUGAACUGAAGGAUAUACGGUUGUGAUUUGGUUGUGUAGAAACCGUUUUGAGGAUGUGGGUGGAAGUGGCCUUGGGGACAGCGCUGGCCAUCCUGCUGUACCUCUCCUUCCAGAAACCGAGAGGACUGCCACCAGGUCGCUUGGGUUUGCCCUUAAUUGGCUAUCUUCCUCUCAACGGCAAAUCCAUAGAAGAACAGGUGAAAGUUCUCCACCAACAGUAUGGGGAUAUCUGUCUGUGGAGGAUGGGAACCCAGGUGGUUGUGUUCAUCAACAACUACCAGCUGACGAAGGAAGUGUUCUCCAGCAAAUCUUUCACCAAUCGGCCGAACUGGGAUAUGCUAACAUUGGAAGAAAAAGUUCCACUGGGCGUGUUUGCGAGCAACGGCCACGUCUGGCACACGAACCGGCGCUUCACCCUCCGUCAGCUGAGGGACCAGGGCAUGGGCAAGUCGAGGCUCGUGGCGGGCAUACACGUCCAGGCGAGGAAGCUGGUGCAGGCGCUGAAGGAGCAGGCCAACCAGUCUGCGCCGUUGCCUCAAGCGCUCAGGGUGGGAAUCACCAAUGUGAUCUGGCACAUGAUUGCAGGCAAAACCUUCGAGAUAGGAGACGAGAAACUGAAAGAAUUCGAGCACACAAUCAAUCAACUCAACGAGGCCACAUUUUGGCUGGGCAUCCCCGACUUCUUCCCCUGGCUCAAAUAUCUCCCAAAAUUCCUACAAAAUAAACUCUUCUUGUUGGAUAGGAACGACCUCCUUAAGGAGAAACUCUUCGUCUUCUUCGAGGAAACGAUCCAGGAGCACAAGGCGUCGCUGGAUCCAAACAACCCAAGAGAUUUGAUGGACGCUUACCUGCUGGACAUCGAACAGACGAGAGACGAUCCGGACUCUAUCCGCACGAAAAAGGAUCUAGUUUUCCUAUUGCUUGACUUGUUCUUCGCCGGGAGUGAGACGACCACCAACACCCUCAUGCACUUGUUUUACUACCUGGCCAUGCAUCCUAACAUUCAGAAGAAGCUACAGGCAGAGAUAGAUGAAAUGCUGCCCAAGGGAACUCUUCCUACCCUGGAUGAUAGGCCAAGCAUGCCCUACAUGGACGCAGUCAUACACGAAAUCCUCCGCAUAACGUCCCUUGUGCCCCUUGGAGUCAUGCACUGUGCCAAUGAGGAUACACAGCUGUCCGGGUACACUAUACCCAAGGGAACCAUCAUCACCUCGGCCUUUUCUCACAUCCACUUCGACGCCAGGCACUGGGAACAGGCUGAGAAGUUCAUGCCUGAACGUUGGCUCGAUGAGGACGGGAAAUUCAACGGGAAGAGAGAUGGAUUCGUGCCCUUUGGCAUCGGGCGACGAUCUUGCGUCGGGGAGACUUUAGCCCGCAUGGAACUCUUCAUCUUCUCGACCGCAGUGUUCCAGAGUUUCACCGUCGCCCCGCCUCCUGGUACAGCCAUCGACCUCGCCCACGAUCCUACCACACCCUUUUUCCACAACGCCAAGCAUCAGAAUGUGUACGUGACAGUUCGCUAAUGGGUGUGUACUUCCUCGUUGGCUGAUGGGUGCACAAGACACGGUUCGCUGCUGGUUAGAGUCAUUUGAAUGUCGCUAGGAAAUCACGUAUGUAACACUAUAUAUACCUCAUGGAUUUUGUGUGUGUGUGUGUGUGUGUGUGUGUGUGUGUGUGUGUGUGUG